CACACUAAAGACGUGUCGUCACUGCCUCAAUCCAUGCCACUCCUGGCAGCCGGUUUUAUUACGGAGUGGUAGCGUUGAGGAAGAGAGAGACAGAGAGGGGAAAGCGGCUAUCUCUAAGCUGAAACAGGAGGCUUUACCUUUGCACCUGGCCUCUCACACGUCCCACCAUGUGAAUCGCUGUCGCCUCCUAGAGGAGAAGAACAGAUCUCUGAAACUAGAGCUAGCGACCCUCAGACAGCAGAAACAGCAGCAGAGAUCCCUUGAGUCAGAGGUCAACGAGAGGAGGAAAAGGUGUCAGAUCCUUGAAAGGGAAGUAAAGGACAAGGCAUUAGCAUGUAAGACUUUGAAGAAUGAGCUUCAGGAUGCUCUGCUGGAGAGCAAACGGCUCAAUCGUGAGCUGUUCAGUCACAUUCUGAAGGCCACGCAUUACGAGAAGGUGAAGUCAGACUAUGAUCAGCUCAGAAAGACAUUUGGUUGUGUGAGCCAAGAGAGGGACUUGGCCAGGCAGGAGAAAGCUCAGCUCCAAGACAAACUGGAGAACCUUGAGCUGGUCCUGAAGCAUAUGCGAGAGGCUGCGAACCGACGGCAGCAGUUGGAGGCAGAGCAUGAGCAGGCCCUGGGUUUCCUCAAAUCCAGAAAGCAGGAGAUCUGCCUUCUGCAGAAGGUACAGGCUGAAGCUGAGAUAGAACAUGAAGAAGUGGUUCAUCUGCUAGAGAGCCAUAUGGACAAAAUGCAGGGCAAAGUUCAUGACUUGGAGCACAAAUGCCGGACACAAAGUGAGCAGUGCAAUAUUUUGACGAAAGAGCUGGCGAAAUAUCACCUUGGGUCAGACACGGAGAAUACACUCAACAUUGACACACAGGAGAAAAACUUGUGCAACAUUUACAACAACCUGCAGCAGCAGACAGAAAAAAGUGAUGAGAGACCUGACGGAUCUUCACUGGUCUCAGAACUGCCCAUAGUACAACAACACAAAAGAGACAAGCCAGAGAAGCAGACCAUUAAACCCAAAGUCCACACCCAGAGUCGUUCCAGCAGUCCCAUGCAAGCGUCUCUAUCAGAGAUGGAUGAUGAGGUGAGUCCAACUCCCAGGUCCAAGAUGAGAUACACAGGACAGGUCCGUCUCUGCACUGCUCGCUACAGUUAUAAUCCCUAUGAUGGACCUAAUGAGCAUCCUGAAGCAGAGCUCCCUCUUGUGGCAGGGAAGUACUUGUACAUCUAUGGGGAUAUGGAUGAUGAUGGAUUUUAUGAAGGAGAGCUUUUGGAUGGCCAGCGUGGCCUGGUUCCCUCUAAUUUUGUGGAGUUUGUCCAGGACAAGGAAAAGCCAUCUACAGAGGUGGGAGAAGAGCAGGGUAGGCUGGAGCAUAGCUGUCUGAGCCUGACUGACAUAGAUGGAGGUGGUCCUCUGGACAGCCUUAGCAGUGACGUUCUCGGGCACUGUAGUAAUGGGACAGGCACUCUGGAUGGAGAGGAGCUGAGUGACGACAUUGUGCCUUACCCCAGGAAGAUCAACCUGAUCAAACAGCUGGCAAGAAGUGUGAUAGUGGCCUGGGAGCCGCCUUUGGUACCUCUCGGCUGGGGAAAUAUCAAUGGGUACAAUAUCUUAGUGGAUGGGGAAGUACGUUCCUCUGUGCCCUUUGGGGGCAGGACCAAACUUCUUUUGGAGAAGCUAGACCUGGCUACAUGCACCUACCGUGUAUCGGUACAGAGUGUGACAGAUAGGGGGCUCUCUGAUGAAUUACGGUGCACCUUGCUGGUGGGCCGCAAUGUGGUUGUGGCUCCCACCAGCCUGAGAAUGGACGAUAUAUUGCGAGACUCUGCUGAACUUUUGUGGCUGCCCAGUAACAGUAACUAUGCCCAUGUUGUGUACUUGGAUGGUGUAGAGCAUGCUGUGGUGAAGCCAUGCUCUUACAGGCUACGUUUUGUGAACCUGAAGGCUGCCACAGUAUACAAGGUAAAGGUGCUGGCCAAACCUCACCAGGUGCCCUGGCAAUUGCCACUAGAGCAGAGGGAGAAGAGAGAGGCUGGGGUGGAGUUCUGUACCCAGGCUGCAGGGCCCCCUCUACCUCCACAGGAAGUGCAGGUCCAGUGUGGUCAAGCCCCAGGGAUCCUUCAAGUACAUUGGAAACCCCCUCCCAUGACAACUUUGGGUACCUCCAAUGGUGCAAAUGUCAUUGGCUAUGCAGUGUGUACUAAGGGUCAGAGGAUCGCUGAGGUGUUGUAUCCACUGGCAGACUACGUUGCAGUAGAGUUGAACCGUCUCCAGUGCUUGGAGGCCCGAGAAGUUAUCGUCAGGACUUUAUCAGCACAAGGAGAAUCUCAAGACUCUCAUGUCGCCAUCAUUCCAAACCACUUGCUGGUGCCUCUUCAUAAAACGUACCCUCCUCCUCACCACAUCCAGUCCCCUCUCCCACUCCAGCAGUCCCAACCCUUAUCCCCUCAUCCAGCAUCUUUGCCUCUUCCCCCUCACCCUGGACCCCAACCGCCCACCCAUCUCCAACCGCUCCCCAUUCGUCCCAGCCAGCCACCUCCUCACCUACAUCCUCACCAUAUGCCACAUCCCUCACAGCCCUCUCCCCCUCACCUCCAGCCUCUACCACCACACCUCAUCCCUCAACCCCAACCCACCAUCCCAAUGCCACAGCCCCAAUUAUCAAUGGCUAUGCCUCAACCCCAGCAGCCCAUCCCCAUGCUACAACCCCAGCCAACCAUCCCUAUGCCUCAGCCUCACAUUCCCCAGCUGCCCAUUCCCCAAUCUCAAAGACCACUAAGUGCCAGAGAGCUGGAAACCAAAGAGCCAGGGCCAGGAAUGCUUCAUUAUGGAGGGGGCCCACCUCAGCCAUGGGAGCCCGGCUGCUCCCCAUCAGGCAUGUCCUCAGACCUGCCACAUGGACACACCCUGGAUGCACCACCCUGCCUCAACCGUCGUUCCCCAUCACCUCAAAGGAUCCUCCCUCAGCCCAGGGGUACACUCAUCCCUGACACUGUGGCCAAGGCUAUUGCCAGAGAGGCAGCACAACGGGUGGCAGUGGAGAGUGGACGGAUGGAGAGGAGAAGCCAGGGCUUUCACUCUCAAAAUUCAGAUGAGGAAGAGGAUGAGGAAAGCUAUCAGGCUCGAAGAAGAGGAGCAUCUGUGGAUGACUUCCUCAGGGGCUCAGAGCUGGGCAGGCAGUCUCAUUACAGUCACAGUGAAGAGUAUCAGACAGAGAGUAGCCGAGGCUCGGACUUGUCGGACAUCUUGGAAGAGGAUGAGGAGGAGUUGUAUUCAGAAAUGCAUGAAGAAGGCCGGCGAUGGCACUCCCACAAUGCAAACAAGUCUGGAGGAGGCACUCAAUCUUCGUGUCAACUGGAUCGGGACUCAUAUCGGAAGUCAGCUCACAGAGGCCCUCAACCUCAGCGUCACCCUCUCUCUGUGCCAUCCAUUGGUCAGUGCUUUCCCAAGAUAACCACUGAGAAUAACAGUGAAGGGAACCUCUCUCACGUCAAGGAGGAUGUUUACUAUGGCAGUGUAGCGCGACACAGGACAUGGUCCUGCCGGAGGCAUGGGGGACGCAGGCCUCCUUAUGAUGGCUAUCGGGCCCAAAGCCAUCGUUCUCCUCUAUACUAUGAUGAGUCUGAGCAGGAGGAUCCAUUCCGAAUCUUCGUGGCUCUGUUUGACUAUGACCCUUCCUCUAUGUCUCCUAACCCUGAUGCUGCUGAUGAGGAGCUCCCUUUUAAAGAGGGACAGAUAAUCAAGGUGUAUGGAGAUAAGGAUAAUGAUGGCUUUUAUCGCGGGGAGAUCCGUGGCAUGUCUGGACUUAUUCCCUGUAACAUGGUGUCAGAGAUCCGUGCUGAGGAUGAUGAGACAAUGGAGCAGCUCAUGAAACAGGGCUUUCUCCCUCUCAACACCCCUGUGGACAGAAUAGAACAAAAUAGGAGAGGUCGCCACCCAGUGGCCACUAGACGAAUGGUUGCAUUAUACGACUACGACCCCAGAGAGAGCUCCCCAAAUGUGGAUGUCGAGGCUGAACUGACAUUCUGUGCUGGUGAUAUCAUUGCUGUUUUUGGGGAUAUUGAUGAAGAUGGGUUCUAUUGUGGUGAGCUUAACGGACAUCGGGGCUUGGUUCCAUCCAACUUUCUAGAAGAAGUGCCUGAUGACGUGGAGGUCUACCUGACGGACACUCCAUCCCACCACAGUCAUGACGAGACAACUCCAGCACUGGCGCGGCGCCCAGAGGCCAAACGGGUGCCUGUGGAAACUACAUUCCCAGCUCCAGCCACUGGAAGACCAGCCUCUCCUACUGUGCGUCCUUUGCUCCCUGUUGGUCCAAUGAGGCCGUUGAGCCCUGCCAGGGGUCCACGAGAUUUGGCCUCUAAAAAGAAAAAAGGACUGCUCUCUAAAGGGAAGAAACUGCUCAAAAAGUUUUCAAAGUAAAUGUUUGAGUUUGAUUUCAAAUUCAGAAGCAUUUUUCUCUUAAAAUGGGAUUUACAACAAACACUAAUAUGUUAUUAAAUUCUACAGUGAGUUUUUUUCUCACAAACAAUAAAUCUCUAUGGCUUUCAUGUUAACAUGCCACGUACACAUAAUUAAAUAGAGGUAAGAGAAAGAUAUUUAAAUGUCACUCAUACACACACAGCCACAACAUUAAAACCACCUGACCAAUAUUGUGUAGGUCCCCCUCGUGCCGCCAAA
Messenger RNA from Xyrauchen texanus (razorback sucker), 4672 nucleotides. Its product is annotated as RIMS-binding protein 2-like. Gene Ontology annotation, biological process: neuromuscular synaptic transmission. The transcript has 25 exons. Bases 563 to 4414 code for a protein of 1283 amino acids. Gene Ontology annotation, molecular function: protein binding. Lineage: Eukaryota; Metazoa; Chordata; Actinopteri; Cypriniformes; Catostomidae. The record is from RefSeq and is a predicted model, not a curated record.